This is a messenger RNA of Talaromyces proteolyticus, 1593 nucleotides long. RefSeq names its product Saccharopine dehydrogenase-domain-containing protein. Lineage: Eukaryota; Fungi; Ascomycota; Eurotiomycetes; Eurotiales; Trichocomaceae. Gene Ontology annotation, cellular component: plasma membrane; lipid droplet; mitochondrion. The transcript has 5 exons. Gene Ontology annotation, biological process: glycolipid biosynthetic process. The coding region runs from base 203 to 1453 and encodes 416 amino acids. The record is from RefSeq and is a predicted model, not a curated record.
CGACUGAGUUGUUUGCCUAGACGUGAAUUCUAAAUCUAUAUCAAUCGCCGUCUCUCGUUGUUAUUUAAAUCUGAGCUCUUCAAAUAGAGAGUUGUGUUGUGCGUUAUCCAAACCGCCCGAACAUUGACGUCACCGACUCCAACUCAAGUUGCCUCGGCAUUGUAGUGGUUGAUAAUUAUAGGACAAUCAGAACUUCUCUUCCAUGGCUACUAGAGAAUUCGACCUGGUCUUGCUCGGACCAACGGGCUACACUGGCAAAUACACUGCUGAGUAUAUCUACAAGGCAUUUCCAACCACCCUCAAAUGGGCUCUUGCUGGCCGAUCAGCCUCGAAAAUUGAGGCAGUGGUACGGGAAGUCAAGAAUGUGAACGUCGAUCGACCUGACCCAGAAAUCAUACCUGUUCAAUUGAACAAAUCAGAGCUGGAUGCUCUAGCGAAAAGGACGCGGUUGAUAAUCAACUGCGUUGGUCCGUACCAUUUGUACUCAACGCCUGUUGUUGCUGCCUGUGCUGAGAACGGUACACAUUAUGUCGACGUGACUGGAGAAACACCAUGGCUCCGACGCGUGAUUCCGCAGUACCAUGAGACGGCCAAAGAGAAUGGGGCGAUUAUAGUCCCCUCCUGCGGUGUAGAAAGCGCACCACUAGAUAUCCUCACUUGGUACGCUGCCGACUUUACGCGAGCUAAGUUAUCGGCUGAUCCUACUGAGACCGUAGGCUGCAUUUAUGACAUCAAAUCGGCCGGUCCAAGUGGCGGCACUGCCUCCACAAUUCUCACUACGCUGGAGACCCUAAGCAUUCCUGAGUUACUCAAAUCUAGCGACAGCAAGUGUCUCAUUGCUUCUCCUCUUCCUCCAACCCGUAUCACACCUCGAAAGUCCCUCUUCGAACUCAUUUUUGGCGUUCGCGAAGUUUCCGAGCUCGGCGCCUUGACUACUUCACCCACUGGCAUGGCUGACGAAGCCAUUGUGAAUCGCAGCAGUACUUUAAUGCCAAAUCACUACGGCCCGCGUUUUUCCAUCCGCCAGUAUCUCCGUGUCCGCAACGUCUUUGUUGGAGUUUUGUUCCACUAUGCUUUCACUAUUGGAAUCAGUCUACUUGUCCUCGCACCCUUCCGCUGGGUAGCUCGUAAAUUAUGGCCUGCGCCAGGAUCUGGACCCACAAAGCAAGAAGUAGAGGAUGAUAUUACCGAGUAUCGCCUUGUUAUGUCUACCAAUCAGAAGGGUGCCAACGGCAAACCCAAGACAGUGUUAGGUAGCACCUCUUACCGAGGAGGUCAGUAUGAAUUGACCGCCGUGGCGGUUGGUUGUGCGGCUAGAGUGAUUUUGGAGAAUGAAAAGAAAAUCAAGAGUAUUUCAGCUGGCAUAGUCACGCCGGCGACCUUGGGACAGGAGUAUGUCGAGGAGUUGGAAAAGGGAGGAUUCAAAAUUGGGGCGAAGAUUCUGGAUGAGUAAGUGGGUUUAACCAGAAACCUAUUUCUGGAAUAUAUUAUUGGACCUACCUUUUUAUUUAUUUAUUUAUUUUUUUUUGAUUUAGUAAUAAUGGCAACGUUUGAAGAAUUUUGACGCAAAAGUUACAUGUUUCAAUCGAUAAC